Cryptotermes secundus is the source of this 4363-nucleotide messenger RNA. Its product is annotated as protein gooseberry. Gene Ontology annotation, biological process: regulation of transcription by RNA polymerase II; anatomical structure development. Gene Ontology annotation, molecular function: RNA polymerase II cis-regulatory region sequence-specific DNA binding; DNA-binding transcription factor activity, RNA polymerase II-specific. The record is from RefSeq and is a predicted model, not a curated record. Lineage: Eukaryota; Metazoa; Arthropoda; Insecta; Blattodea; Kalotermitidae. The transcript is spliced from 7 exons. Bases 66 to 1463 code for a protein of 465 amino acids.
GUUGGUGUGUGUGCACGAUGUGUGGCUGCGAAGUGAGGCAGUGACUGCGCCAGACGUGAGGCAGCAUGACAGUGACCAGCCUUGGCAUGAUGCGGCCAUGCUUCACUGGAUACCCCUUCCAAGGUCAGGGCCGAGUGAACCAGCUGGGCGGCGUCUUCAUCAACGGGCGUCCUCUGCCGAACCACAUCCGCCUCAAGAUCGUGGAGAUGGCCGCCGCGGGCGUGCGUCCUUGCGUCAUCUCCAGACAGCUGAGGGUGUCUCACGGCUGCGUCUCCAAGAUCCUGAACCGAUACCAGGAGACGGGCAGCAUUCGGCCCGGGGUGAUUGGGGGCAGCAAACCGCGAGUCGCCACCCCCGAGGUGGAGCAGCGGAUCGAGGAGUACAAGAAGGAGAACCCGGGCAUCUUCAGCUGGGAGAUCCGGGACAGGCUCAUCAAAGACGGGCUCUGUGACCGCAGCAACGCUCCGUCCGUCAGUGCCAUCUCGCGGCUGCUGAGGGGACGGGACGGUGACGAUGACAAGAAACUGAGUGACGGCAAGACGAGCGAAGGUUCCGACUGCGAGUCCGAACCGGGAAUUCCCCUCAAGCGGAAACAGCGCCGGAGCCGCACGACGUUCACGGCGCAGCAGCUGGACGAGCUGGAGAAGGCGUUCGAACGCACGCAGUACCCGGACAUCUAUACGCGGGAGGAGCUGGCGCAGCGCACCAAGCUGACGGAGGCCAGGAUACAGGUGUGGUUCAGCAACCGCAGGGCUCGGCUCCGCAAGCAGCUGUCCAGCAGCUCAGGGAGCUACGGGUCGAUGGGCCUGUCCAUGUCCUACCCGGCGUCUUCCGGCUCCUACAUGCUGCCGGACCCGGCAUUCGCGUCCACAUCGACCCAGAUGUCUGACCACCACCACUCCACGGCGCUGUACUCGCACCACCAUCAGGCAGCCAUGUUGCAGGGAGCCAUGGGUGGGCCCACGGGGGAGGGACGCGCCUCCAGCACAUCAAGUUACACGGCCAUUGGUGCCAGUGCGUACCCUCCGGCCGGGCCGAUCCUGUCCUCGCAGAUAUCGGCCACCAGUGCGCAUCACUCCGGAAGCCAACACCACCUCAACCAGUCACCCCCGCCAUCUGGUGGGAGCGGUAUGAACUAUCAGACUUCACAUCAGCUUCCCCCCCCACCUUCCAGCUUGGCCAUUAUGGGAACCGUGGCUCCAACUUCGACAGGUGAUGCUGACCAUGUAGUCCCUCCAACAUCUGACAUGGGGCCCAGCACCACGUGGCCGCCAAUGACUACAACGCCUGCAUCCACUCAGCCACACCAUCACCACCGGAACAUGGCCACACCACCUCCUGCCAGCCUGAUGAACUCGAACCACACAAGUACAGCUGCCGGAAUAACGAGCUUCAGUCAUCAAUCUGGGUUCAUGCCCCAGAGCAGGCCCCACCAUCACCAGCCCUUCUACUCCUGGUACUAGGCUGCUGACAAUGUAGGGUGAAGGCAGUUUGGCUGAGGGGUGGCUUGCUCCCUCACAUUACCUCCAUCACACCUCUGUUGCCGCAUCUGUUUGUUAAAGGUUCGUGACAAUGGCAAACUCAUCAUACAAACUGCAGUAAAAACAUAAACUAUCUCGACACUAUACGGUCUGACUUACUGCCAGUGUCGUUAAAUAAAAACAAUAUAAACCGCAUAAUUAACUCAUAUUAUCUAGUAUAAAAGGAGAUAAGUCCCUGCAGAUGCAAGAUAUGUUUAUGUGGUUGCAUUAUUAAUACAAGAAGGACAUCUAUGUACAGAGUAUGUGAACAGGAAAACAUAGAAUGAAUUAAUAUGGGAAUACCAACUUAGAGUAUGUUGCAUAAAGCAGCCAACAGGUGGCAUGCUCACUUGAUUAGCAUACAGUAAAACAAACAAACAUGACUGAAGUAUAUUCCAGUAAUAUCAUCUUUAUUGGCUGUAUAAUGCAUCACUAUAAUGGUGCACAGUCCACGGGUGCAUCAUUUCAAUAAAAUAGUGUAAUACAGUUACUUUGAAUUAAAAUGUGGCCAUCAGCUCUGAGGUAGGAAGCCAGUUGUUUCCUGAGCAAUAAAGGUUAACAUGAUGGUCAAGAAUGCAAAAGCAUGGCUGACUCUCUUUUCCAGUGCCCCAGUGACUGUAAAGUGCUAUUUUCUUUAUGGUCCACACAAGAAAGGCCAACAAUCAGACAGUCUGAAUCCAUUUCACAUGACCAGCAAUCAAUUAUAUUGCUGAUUUUAAACGAAUUUCAUCACUUCUUUAUAAUACUGAAGACAUAAGGUUUAACUAAUGUAUAGCCCAUCUGAACACACCCCUGACAUAAGCAAUCAACAUGCCAGAACUUUUUGACAUGUUAUAACAGAAAACUGAAUCAUUAUGACUAACAUGCUAAAGGGCAGUACUCCACACAACCAGGCAACAUUAGGUGUUCCUUGUUAUGUAGUGAACAACAAAAAUGAAAAAUGAAACUGUAAAACUAUAUCUGUGUGUGUGUGUGUGUCAGAGCAGUAUUGUUCACAUCUUUAUAACAAACGGUGUUCUGGUUGAACAGAUUGUCAGGAAGCAUUUUAGAUGAAAAUCCAUUUGAAAUAUAUGAGGCAACAAUUAAGCAGACUAAAAGAAGAUCAAGUUAAGAUGAAAUAAAUAUUUGUGAUUUGAAAUUAUCAUGGAACUGACAAUGGAGGUUACUGCCUUCUGGGAUGUGUUGCCAUGCAGCCUGGUACAUAGGCACCAAGAGACCGUAGGGACAUGCAGCUUCCAUAUUUUGGUAGCAGACUAAGCCAAGCACAGAAAAAAGUGGUAUGAAUAUAAGCAGAGGUAGAGGCAGGGAGAGGACCAGGGCUGCCAGUGAACCAGUCAGAGUAGGGAAGAGUGUCUGGCCCUUGGGAUGGUGCCACUGGCUCGCUUGCAGCCCUGUUUCUAUUUUUCUUUUCCUCUAUGUAUGUUCCCUCAUUUUCAUAUGUACAUUAUGAAAAUGCAGGCAGUAGGUCCUACUCCAAUUUCUGCUGGACUACAUGGCAUCACACACCAGAAACCAAUAACAUUACUUUUGGACCAGGAUGGUAAGAAGGCUUAUUUUGUAAGUUGCUCAGGGCAGUAAGACAAAGCCUUUCAGCAAAAUUUUUGCUAACAUGUCUUACAGUCAUUAAAUUUUUAGCUUUGUGUUUGAUGUGAGAUGUUUUGCAGUCCUUUGUUCUCAACUGAAGGCAAUGCAGCACUUCUGAACAGACUUGACACGCAUAUUUUCAGACAUUAAGAAACACGACAUGCUUCCAGAAGCUUGGUGAGUCAUUUAACAACCACUGCAGAUAAUAUAGUUAAUGUUAUGUCCAAAAAUAUUCUGUACUACUUCUCUCUCUCUCUAGUUAUUCUUGCCUGAGAGCUGCUGAAAAUAUAUGUGGCUUUCACUCAGUAGAAUUUCCUGCUACAAAACAGGGGUCCUAAUUGUGCCACUCCAUCAGCAAAUUAACUGCAACAACUAACACAGAAGAGUGUGGGGCUAUAGUAUGUGAAGCAAGCACCCCUGACCCUAGUUCAGUGAUUCCAAAAGUGUGGUACAUGGACAUUGCCAAACAGUGCAACAAGCUUCUUGUUUUGUGUGCCAGUAUUACCUUGUGGCAAGUUCGGCAAGAGGAAAACAACAAGAUAGAUAGUGGUGCCUUAUAUUUUUGUUUCAUAAAGUGUUGUUCCUUUAUACCAGUUCUGGUUCCAUGUUUAUGCUAAAUUACAUUCUUUGCUGAAGGCAAAAUGAUUUCUGAAACCAAAGUUUUAUAAGCAUGGUGGCAGAAGAGGCCAAAUGGUAAUAUGAGAAGAGAGACUCAAUAUGUUAGUAUGAAAUUUGAGAUAUAUGGGUUUUCUUCAUGGAAUAAUGAAGUUUGUGAACUGCUGUAGCAUUGAUUCUAAGCCAACUGAGAUGUGGGCUGUGGUAGAUCACCACAAUAAGUGCCUUAUACAGUGACACACAGAAUUUGUAAAUAAUGACAGGACCACACAUCCACUUCACAGCUGGCAAUUUUAAUACUGUCCUCUUCCCACACACAGUGCCCACCAAAAAUUUCACAUUUGUCUCUUGUUUACCCAUCCUUUAGUUAAUCCCGAACAUGUCAUAACCUCCUAUGCUUAAUUAUCCUAACAAUGAGAUAUGAGUAAAACCACAAACAUCCUUCGCCUCUGGUUUCCAUUUCCCACUGUUCACAUCUCGUAUGUAGAAGUAUACACAAUUUUCUUGGCACUUUACUUAAAACAUAUUUCUCCUUUUGAGAAAUAGAUAAGAAGUUUCAGCCACACAAAGGAACAGCAAAACAAAUAAAAAAAAGUAAAGCUAUCCCUGUAACAGGCCAUAAAGGCCCAUAGCAUUAUGAGACA